AUGCAACCAGUGUACCAGCUACUUGCAGAUCCUGCGGGGCACCCCGCGACGAUGGGGGCCGCGGGAAACAUCGGCUUCCCAGAAAGGCUUGAUGGCACAUGCAGGGAGCGCUCCUUGCAGACGUCCGUCGCUGAACAGUCGUGGACAUACUUUGCUGCCCAGCCUUUGCCCACACCCUUGUCGCUUCUCUGCGUGCACCGCGCGCUUUGCUGGUCGCUGCGGGCUUUACUAGUGCUAGGAUUCACGGCACGCUGCAAGACGCUGCAAGACGUGGUGACACGUGACUCAUCCUGCCCGGCGAGGGACGUCCGGAUCGCAGCUGAACUUCCAGCAAGAUGUGACGAAGCCCUCCUGCAAAGCAUGGGAGCUCCGAUCCUACUCCUCUUGGCUGCUUUCGUCGGCGACGACGCCUUCUCAAGGCGCAUUCCCGAACCUCAAGUCUGGAACUCGCCUGCUCGGUGA
Messenger RNA from Symbiodinium natans, 462 nucleotides. Lineage: Eukaryota; Dinophyceae; Suessiales; Symbiodiniaceae. The record is from the annotation of a GenBank genome assembly.